UCAAAAGAAAUGCUUCUUGUAGAGCAAAAUAUCUGCAGUUUAUCUUCUGGUUGAUGGCGACAUUUAUCUUGCUUGCAAGGCCAACUACUGCCAUUGCAUCACUGCCAUCUGAUCUAUACCAGCCCGGCAAUGGUGUCAUUCUCGAGACAUGGGAUCUUUCAACCGCCCACAGCAUCGACAAAUUUGACAAUAUACCAGAUUUUCCAGGAUGUCCAACAGGGGUGGAAAACGCAGACAAUUUUGAAACAGAUAAAAAUUGCACAAACGUUAUUCGGCAUGGCCGUUACAGAGGGACAUUUGUCUCCCCUCAAACUGGAAUACACAAGUUCUCUGCUAUCUGCGACAACCAAUGCAAUGUAUACAUCAGAAACAUUCCGGAUGGAUUUACAAAGAUAAUUUCAAUAAGUUCAAUAACAGAGGAUAGAUGGGAUAAGAGUGUCGAUUCUGACGGUGUGGAUAUAGUCAAAGGCUUUAGAUAUGACAUGAUGGUAUAUCACAAAGGUGAUUGUGUAGGCAAAGAUUUUGCUCGAGUCGGAGUAGUGUUUCCGGAUUUGACAGAGGUUAAGCCUAUAAAUAAAACCUACUUGCAACGAUCAAUGGAACAUUACCAAUGGACUGGAAUCCUAGCUCAAAGAUAUGAAGAUUGCAAUUUAGGAGCUCAUCCUCUUAAGAUAGCGUACUUCUACAACAACAAUUUGAAAUAUCCAAACAGCCCAUCGUCGUGGACAUGUCGCUCUACGUUGUUCUCAACAUAUCAGUUUAAAGACUUUGGAAAUAACUAUGCUUUGCUCUACAUCGGGUACUUGAACGUUCCAGAAAACUAUACAUACCAGCUCGAAAUGUGGUGCAAUGAGAUCUGUGAAUUUUUCCUGACAUACAGCAGCGUGGAGUCAAGUCUUGGUACAUUUGUUAUUGUAGAUUACAGAAACCCAACAUCAAUAACUAUGAACACAGGACAACUGUCUAAGUCUGUUGAAUACCCGAUCAAGAUCUUCACAGCAGAUUCAAUUGGAAAUGACUACAUACGUGUUAGACAUAGAAAAAGCAAUGUUGGUAAUUUUUCUUCAUCUUGGAGUGGAAUGAUACGUAAUCUCAAAGAAGGUGAUACAGCAAAGAGCAUACCAGUUCCAGUUUUGACUGUGAUAAACUCAACGGCAAUCACUGCAACACUUUUUUCUGUUCCGUAUCUCCCUCCUCUAGACGGAUGGACAUAUAUUCCGGACCAUGAAAUUCGGUAUUAUGAAGACGGAAAUGCAACAAACUAUCGUACCAUAACCGUAACGGGCAGUCUCCCACAAACACGUAUGGUAUCAGGGUUGAAAAAAUACACAGCCUAUCGGUUCUAUGCCCUUUAUUUUGGUACAAUAAAUGGCAGUAGUCAAAAUAUCAUGUCUGAAAGCUCUUUACAGAAAACUGAUCAAGACAUCCCUGAGGCAGCCCCAGAAAGUCCAGUUGCAAUCAAGAAUUCAUCAACCUCCAUAUUGUUUAGCUGGCGUCCUUUAAGUGACGAAAAGCUUUGGAAUGGCAUACCACUAUUUUACAAGGUGCAAUAUCGAGAAAGAACUGAUGGCUCUAGCUGGAUGACGACAGACAGGAUGGCAGAUGUAAACUCAUAUUUGGCAGUGGGUCUAAAAAAAUAUACAAACUAUGAGUUUAAGGUGGCUGGGAUGACAACAAAGGGAGCCGGAGUGUUUACUAUGGCUAUUGAAGAAAGAACAGAUGAAGACAUUCCAACAGCUGCUCCUGUGUCCUUUCAUAUUGCUGGCAGCAAAGGAUCUGCAAUGUUAAGUUGGCAAGGUAUACCAGUUGAGCAUAGAAAUGGCAUCGUAAGAGGCUAUGUCAUACAUUUCAAAAUAGGCAACAAAGAUACCAAAUGGAAUGAAACAAUAAGCACUGCUUUAAAUACCACCGUUAAUGGUUUAAAGAAAAAUGAACAUUAUGAAUUCAAGAUUGCUGGUAAAACAGACAAAGGAAUUGGGACGUUUGGCAAGUCUUUAAAAUUUUCAACAUAUGAAACGAAUCAAGUCGACAAAGAAGCUCCUUCUGCUUUCAUUACUAACAUCAAAUUCACAAAUAUGGCGUUAGUUAAGCAUCUUUCAAAAGUAGUUCAAGUCACUUCUACCGAGGAAUGUUUCAACGUUUGCAAAAACUGCUUCGAAGCAGGAAGUGGAUGCAGAUGUGCCUCUAUAAAUAUCAAGAGGGCAGCCGCAACAUCAAUAUGGGGAUGUGAAAUCAACGAGGAGAGCAAGGAAGCAUUUCCUUGUGAUUUUGUAGCAACGGAGGGUUCCCAGUACUAUGAA
Rhopilema esculentum is the source of this 2300-nucleotide messenger RNA. NCBI's taxonomy places the organism in Eukaryota, Metazoa, Cnidaria, Scyphozoa, Rhizostomeae, Rhizostomatidae. The record is from RefSeq and is a predicted model, not a curated record.